AUGGUCCAAUGCCGAGAUAAACAACAGCCUGAGUUCAUAUAUUUUCCAGAACAUCCCCUCUCAAAGGACCUCCUCCACCCAUCAGAAGAGAAAAGGAAACACAAGAUGCUGGCGCAGAGCCCUAACUCCUACUUCAUGGAUGUGAAGUGCCCAGGAUGCUACAAAAUCACCACCACCUUUAGCCAUGCACAAACAGUAGUUUUGUGUGUUGGCUGUGCCACUGUCCUUUGCCAGCCUACAGGAGGAAAAGCAAGACUUACAGAAGGAUACUCCUUCAGACAGAAGCAGUGCUAA
Neomonachus schauinslandi (Hawaiian monk seal) is the source of this 294-nucleotide messenger RNA. Its product is annotated as 40S ribosomal protein S27-like. Gene Ontology annotation, cellular component: cytosolic small ribosomal subunit; ribosome. The record is from RefSeq and is a predicted model, not a curated record. Gene Ontology annotation, biological process: ribosomal small subunit assembly; translation. NCBI's taxonomy places the organism in Eukaryota, Metazoa, Chordata, Mammalia, Carnivora, Phocidae. Gene Ontology annotation, molecular function: RNA binding; structural constituent of ribosome.